This is a messenger RNA of Aspergillus thermomutatus, 933 nucleotides long. Its product is annotated as NAD(P)-dependent oxidoreductase. The transcript is spliced from 2 exons. Gene Ontology annotation, molecular function: NADP binding; NAD binding; oxidoreductase activity, acting on the CH-OH group of donors, NAD or NADP as acceptor. Bases 1 to 933 code for a protein of 310 amino acids. The record is from RefSeq and is a predicted model, not a curated record. Lineage: Eukaryota; Fungi; Ascomycota; Eurotiomycetes; Eurotiales; Aspergillaceae.
AUGUCGGGUGAACGUGUGGCCUGGAUUGGCCUAGGAAACAUUGGACGGGGAAUGAGCAAGAACAUCGCUCACAAAGGCCCUCAGUCCUCUCUGACUCUCUACAACCGCACCGUCGCUAAAGCUUCCGCAUUCGCCGAAUCCCUAGGCCCCAACAAAGCCACCGUCGCUACCACCAUCCCCGAAGCCGUCAAGGACGCCUCCAUCAUCUUCAUCUGCGUCGGUGACGAUCACGCCCUCGACCAGAUCAUCAACACCAUCCUCUCCGACUCCUCCAUCAACCUCACCUCCAAGAUCGUCGUCGACUGCUCAACCGUCCACCCCGACACCUCCCGCCGGAUUCACGCCGCCCUAACCGACCGCGGCGCCUUCUUCAUCGCCUGCCCCGUCUUCGGCGCGCCAGCUUUCGCAGACGCAGGCCAGCUGGUCGUCGUACCCGCCGGCGAUGCAGACGCCAUCAACCGGAUCAAGCCGUUCCUCGAGGGCGUCACCGCCCGCGCCACAAUCGACAUGAGCGGCCACGAGGUCGGCCGCGCCAGCACCCUCAAGGUCCUCGGAAACACAUUCAUCCUCAACAUGGUCGAGUCGAUCGCCGAGGGACUCGUGGUGGCAGAGAAGUCCGGUCUCGGGGCCGAUGUCUACCAGCAGUGGAUGCAUGCGCUUGUUGGGGGCAUGUUCGCUAAGUACGCAGACCGCAUGUACACGGGCGACUACUACAAGCGUGAGGAGCCGCUUUUCGCGGUGGACUUGGCACGGAAGGAUCUGCGGCAUGCGGCCAGCUUGGCUGAUGCGGCUGGUAUGCGGCUGCGUAGUGUUGAGGUCACGGAUGGGUAUCUGCAGCAGCUCAAGGCGGAGAAGGGGGAGAAGGGGGAUAUCGCGGCUGUCUAUGGGGCUAUUCGGAAGGAGUCGGGGUUGCCCUUUGAGAAUGAGCAGUGA